CUUACAAACAAAAUGCAUUUUUUACAUAUACCUAUAGAGAUCAUCAACGAGAUACUUCUGAAUACAUCCAGAAAUGAUCUUCUACAAUGCGCUCUUUCUUGCAAGAGCUUGUCAACAGCUUCACUGCAAGUAUUUUAUAAAAAUGUGAAUUUAACCGCUCAAAAUAUUUGCAUUUUGAAUUCACAAAUGAAUUUGGAAAAACAUGAACGCGAUUGUUACUUUCGAUAUGGUGCCUUUGUUCUGUCACUCGAGAUAUCGGAUGAUCUUGAUGAUAACGAGUAUACUCCUAACUCAGAAAGCGUAAUGGAUAAAGACAGCUUUAUCGCCUUUCUAGAGUAUCUGCCUAAUCUUGAAGUUUUAAACAUCAAACGAAGUGCCUUUGUGGUGGAAUACUUUAGGUGGCUUCUUUACACUCAGUCCACCGGAUGUUUAAACCGUAUCCAGCAUAUUGACUAUGAUGAGAACUCUAUUCAACGUUUUCACACUAGUCUCAUAUUUGACUUACAUUUUCUGGUUUGUUACAAAUACCGUGCCACCAUCAAUCAUCUCGUGUUACAUUAUAAACACCAAAUGAUCGAGGUGGAUUCUCACCAUGAUCGAACUUUAACGUUUUUAAGCCAUUUCAAAAAUGUACAACAUUUACUACUGGUUAAUCAGUGUGAUGACGCAUUGGAAAUUCUUGAUAUCACAAAAAUUUGCCCCAAUUUAAUCUCGCUUCAGUACAAGAGCGAUCGUACCAUGUCAGACACCCGUUUAUCAAAUGAUUCCACCAAUAGCAAGAUGACUCGUUGUUUGAAAAGCUUAACUUUGGAAGUGCCUACUGUUUCAACUGGCCUGAUUGAAUACAUCACAGAUUAUAUUCCUGCACAAAUAGAUUCAAUUAAUAUCACAAUGUAUGAUACAGAUUUGUGCGACUGGAUAAAUACAGUUGGUAUAAACAACGCUUUAAAGUGCGUGGCCCAUUUGGGUACGUUCAAAGUUAUCCGUUUUAACUUUGAGCCACCAAAAACUUACAGGCGAAGAUCAAAACAAGAGGAGUCCAAGACAACCCUUCUCUUUAAAUUACUUGGUGCGUUUAAAGUAAAUAAGAAAAGUGCUGUACAUGCUUAUUAUGACGAUUUUUCCUCUGUUCGUGACUCUUUGGCUUACAACUCUGAUUAUGGAAUAACAGUAAAUAUCGGAUCGAAGAUUGGUAACGGGGGUUCCUACGAUGAAAGCAGAAUAAAGCUAGAGUUUCCAGAUACGCAGCGCUCUGUUAUUGGGUUAGAGGCGAUCAAUCACAUGCACGCUAUCAUGUAUGAUAAACGUCCUGAGGUACAGACGUAUUUCCUAAAAGAAGCACUCAAUCGAUGCCCAGAUCUUUUAAGUUUCAAUUUUCGGUUCUCCUUGAAUCUUUAUCGAGGUGUCCGACUCAAGACAAUUAACUAUCCAAGCUCCCCAAAAAAUAAAUUGAACGUCAUGAAAAUCGGAGAUUACCUUCCAACUGGAGAAUUCAUGGACCUGCUUACUACUCAUUUACCAAAUAUCGAGAUCCUGUCAGUCGGAAGUCCUGGCAAAUCUCGACAGGCUCUUACAUCGCCCAUAAUGAUUGACUUGCGCCCUUUUGGAAAUAUUCAAAAGUUUUCUUUCAAUUUGCAAAUUUUGCUUGGACGUCGAUCAGAGCAUGGGGUCAAUAUCACAUUGUGUUACGAUGAUAGUAGUUCAAGAUAUUACAGUCAAGUUAAGGAGACUCGAAAGUUUGUAGAAAAGAAUAGAGAAAACAAAGAAGCAUCUAGCGAGUGGAUUUACGAUAAUCUCACUAUUGGUUGUAACAAGGAUCUUGAAGUAUACAUCUACAGUGAUGAUGAUACACUUAUUGCUGAAUUCGGUAAACAAGGGUACACAGAUCGUACAAGUGAUAGCAAUAGGUCUGAAGUAAAUCCUUUCUUUAUGUAAAGAAAUAUAGUGCAUUCAAUAAUAAAAUUAAAACUAUAAAUUAUUGGCUAAAGAA
Mucor mucedo is the source of this 1990-nucleotide messenger RNA. RefSeq lists its product as uncharacterized. Gene Ontology annotation, molecular function: protein binding. The record is from RefSeq and is a predicted model, not a curated record. NCBI's taxonomy places the organism in Eukaryota, Fungi, Mucoromycota, Mucoromycetes, Mucorales, Mucoraceae. The transcript has a single exon. The coding region runs from base 13 to 1935 and encodes 640 amino acids.